CGGGGAGCCGGGCCGGGAGCGUCCUGCGUGGCCCGGCUGUUCGGUCCGAGAAGCGCUGCUGGGCGCCGCUCACCUGGCAGGCACCGGCCGCGGACAUUGCCCGCUGUCCCCGCCCAUCCAGCUCCGUCCCGGCCGGCGUGUGGCUCUGCGGGGGAGAGCCAUGAAACCCUUCGAGGCCGUGAGCAGGGACCGGGUCCUAGGGGAGCUUGAGACUCUGCUUGCUGUUGGAAGAUGGGAGAGAUAGAAGGAACCUACAGGGUCCUGCAGACGCCGGGCUCUCGUUUGGGUGCCCAGAAGAGCUCAGGAGUGAGUACCUUGGAGCCAGGACAGAACGUCCUGACUGCCAUGGCAUCAUCGCCUGCCAAGGCGCACGAGCGCGACCUCCCCGUCAAAAUCAAGAUGUUGGACAGCACAGUGGAAGUUCUUGACAUUGAGUCAAAAUGCUAUGGCCAGACGUUAUUGACAGAAGUCUACAAGCAUCUGAAUUUGAUUGAAUCAGACUACUUUGGAAUUGAGUUCCAGAAUAUCCAGUCAUAUUGGAUUUGGCUGGAACCUAUGAAACCUGUUAUUAAACAAGUACGGAGACCAAAGACUACAAUGCUUCGUCUGGCUGUGAAGUUUUUCCCUCCUGACCCUGGUCAGCUGCAAGAGGAAUAUACUAGGUACCUGUUUGCAUUGCAAAUCAAGAGGGACCUGGCAGAGGAGAGGCUGACCUGCAGUGACAACACAGCUGCUCUGCUGGUCUCCCACCUCCUGCAGUCUGAAAUAGGGGAUUUUGAUGAAUCAGAAGAUCGAGAACACCUUAAAACAAACCAGUAUUUGCCAAACCAGGAAAAACUUGAAGGAAAGAUCCUGGAGUUCCACAGGAAGCAUGUGGGUCAAACUCCUGCUGAAUCUGACUUUCAAGUGCUUGAAAUUGCCAGGAAACUGGAGAUGUAUGGCAUCAGAUUCCACCUUGCCUCCGACCGUGAGGGCACCAAAAUCAACCUGGCAGUUUCACACAUGGGUGUGCUGGUGUUCCAGGGCAACACAAAAAUCAAUACCUUCAACUGGUCCAAGGUCCGUAAGCUGAGCUUCAAGAGGAAAAGAUUCCUUAUUAAGCUCCACCCAGAGGGCCCCUAUCAAGAUACUUUGGAGUUUCUUUUGGGAAGUAGGGAUGAGUGUAAAAACUUCUGGAAAAUCUGUGUUGAGUAUCACACAUUCUUUAGGCUCUUCGACCAGCCAAAGCCAAAGGCUAAAGCAGUGUUCUUCACCAGAGGGUCAUCUUUCAGAUACAGUGGAAGAACACAGAAGCAACUAGUGGAUUAUAUUAAAGACAGUGGGAUGAAGAGGACCCCAUAUGAAAGGAGGCACAGCAAGGUCAGAGCAUCCACUCGCACCUCCAACGCAGAUGUGCCAAAGCAGAGUGUCCCAUUCACUGAGGGCUUGAGAACUCCAGGGUCUCCUGCCUCAACAGCUGCCCCCUUCCACUCGGUUCACUCCUUGGCCAGUCCCACUUCCAUCCUGCCCAUGUUUGCUGAGCCCAGCCCUUCCUCCUUGGAGCCCCGAGCAUCGUACACAAGGAUUCCAGACAAAACCACUGCAGCACCAGUGGAAGAAGUGGGGAGGAAGCUGAUGCAGCAGCCUGGAUCUCCCAUGCUCCAAGGCCUCCCUGUGGAGCAUGCCCAGCUGUCCUCCCUUGUGCUGAAGAGUCCCCUGGGUUUGAGCCCAGGCUUUCAGGUGAAUGCAGUCACCCAGGGCUCGUCCCCUCUGCUCAGCCCCGUGCUCAGCGAUGCUGGCGGCGCCAGGAUAGAAGAGGAUGAGGAAAUGAAAAGGAAGCGCUGCCCCACAGACAAGGCAUACUUCAUAGCAAAGGAGAUCCUUGCCACAGAACGCACCUACUUAAAGGACCUGGAGGUCAUUACAGUGUGGUUCCGCAGUGCUGUGAUCAAGGAGAAUGCCAUGCCCGAGGGCUUGAUGACACUGCUCUUCUCCAACAUAGACCCCAUCUAUGAGUUCCACAGAGGCUUUCUGAAGGAGAUUGAACAGAGGCUCUCACUCUGGGAAGGCAGAAGCAAUGCUCACCUGAAGGGGGAUUUCCAGCGCAUCGGGGAUGUCAUGCUCAGGAACAUGCACGCUCUCAAGGAGUUCACCAGUUACCUGCAGAAACACGACGAGGUCCUGACGGAACUGGAGAAAGCAACCAAACGCCUCAAGAAGCUGGAGAUGGUUUAUAAGGAGUUUGAGCUGCAGAAGGUUUGCUACCUGCCCCUCAACACCUUUCUGCUCAAACCCAUCCAGAGACUGAUGCACUACAAGCUGAUCCUGGGGAGGCUGUGCAAGCACUACACGGCAGAGCACCGGGACUUCGCCGACUGCCGCAAUGCCCUGAAGGAAGUCACAGAAAUGACUUCACAGCUACAGCACAGCCUCAUCCGCCUGGAAAACUUCCAAAAGCUUACAGAGCUGCAGCAUGACCUGAUUGGGAUAGACAAUCUCACAGCACCUGGCAGGGAGUUUAUCCGGGAAGGUUGCUUGUACAAGCUCACUAAGAAGGGCUUACAGCAGAGGAUGUUCUUUCUGUUCUCAGAUAUGUUACUGUACACAAGCAAAGGGGUCACAGGGACAAAUCAGUUCAAAAUCCACGGACACCUCUCUCUGCAUGGCAUGUUGGUGGAGGAGAGUGAGAAUGAAUGGUCUGUCCCACACUGCUUCACAAUCUAUUCUGCACAGAAAACCAUAGUGGUGGCAGCCAGUACCCGCCUGGAGAUGGGCAAGUGGAUGGAAGAUCUGAAUGUGGCCAUUGAGAUGGCCAAGAAAUCCACAGAGAAAUCUGAGAUGCUUCUGGAAAAUUCCGUCUGCAACCGCUCCAACAGAUCCUCUGAUGAGGUGUCAGUAGAGCAGGAGUCCGAAGAUGACAUUCACUCCUCCCGUAGCUCCCUGGACAGGCAGAGCCAGCACCGUGCCAACACCACCAUGCACGUGUGCUGGUACCGCAACACCAGCGUCUCCAUGGCCGACCACAGCGCGGCCGUCGAGAACCAGCUCUCUGGGUAUUUGCUGAGGAAGUUCAAGAACAGCAAUGGCUGGCAGAAACUGUGGGUCGUCUUCACCAACUUCUGCUUGUUCUUCUACAAGACACACCAGGAUGAUUAUCCCCUGGCCAGCCUCCCCCUGCUGGGCUACUCGGUCAGCUGCCCUGUGGAGGCAGAUGGCAUUCAGAAGGAUUAUGUCUUCAAGCUGCAGUUCAAGUCCCACGUGUAUUUCUUCAGGGCUGAGAGCAAAUACACCUUUGAGAGGUGGAUGGAGGUGAUCAAAAGAGCUACCAGCUCUCCAGCCAGGUCGAGCCUGCUGCUCCCCAAGGAGAAGGACACUCACACAGAGUGAUGUGGGGCAGAGCUGGAUCUCUGCUGGCAACACCAACAAAACAGGCGGGAACAGGAGGCUCUGGAGUUGGCAAAGCAAAGACCCAGGAGGCUCCUUCCCCCCAGAAUGGGAAGUGGGAGUGAGGGGCUGCAGACAGGGAUCACAUCCAUUCCCAAAGGUGGGGAAGAGGGUCAAGUCUGUUCCAGCUGAACCUCCUUAGAGAGAACCCAACAACAGCAAUGCUGGCUGGCCCCAUCAUGGACGGGUUCUUGUUCCAUGGUAUCUGUACAGUGACACCUUUACCUGCCCUGAAGGCAGGUCCCACCUUCUUUUUACAUUUUGACUGGAUGAUCAGCACUCAUGGGAGAAACCCAGCAGCUUCCAGGGGUGUAGCUGGCUGGCAGCAGUGGGUGCCAGGGCUCCCUGUCCUGGGUGCUCGUGGGGCUGGCAGCACAGCCUGUCCUGCUGCUGCUGCUGUAACAUCAGCCUGCUGGCACAGCUGCCUCGGACAGACAGGAACACACCAUGUGCUGGCUCACUCACUGCUCAUUCUGAACAGGACACUGCAGCUCUCCCAGCACAGCUCUGCUCCUCAGGAGCUGCGAAGGCAGCAGUUUUCCAGGCAAGCUGAGUCUCUGCUGAGCUGUGGAGGUGUUGGUGGAUUGUGGAUCGGUGCAGGGGGGUGCAUGGUUUGUCCUCUGAACUCAAUCACUGUUCUCAUAUCACUGCUCCAGUUUCUUUAUCCUGUAGUAGGAGUUAAGUAAGGCACGGGAUGGCAAAACUCUCCACUCUGGUGUGGGUGAUGUUUUCAAGGCAUGUAAGCACUGUAGGAGAGCAAGCCUCUGAAGGUCACUGUUGCUUGUGCUUUUGUCAUGCAAGGAUUUGUGAAAAUCCCUAAUCCUCUAUUUCAGCUUGGGGUGGGAUCCAUCUUCUGUUUCUCAUGAAGGUGUAAAAGUCACUGGAUUCCAGAUGGAGCAGUAGUGUCUGUGGACCCUAUUAAAUUUCUGUAUUAAAUCUGAAA
Serinus canaria (Common canary) is the source of this 4366-nucleotide messenger RNA. RefSeq names its product FERM, ARH/RhoGEF and pleckstrin domain protein 2 (gene FARP2). Lineage: Eukaryota; Metazoa; Chordata; Aves; Passeriformes; Fringillidae. Gene Ontology annotation, molecular function: guanyl-nucleotide exchange factor activity. The transcript is spliced from 27 exons. Gene Ontology annotation, cellular component: cytoskeleton. The coding region runs from base 232 to 3366 and encodes 1044 amino acids. The record is from RefSeq and is a predicted model, not a curated record.